Cucurbita pepo subsp. pepo (vegetable marrow) is the source of this 886-nucleotide messenger RNA. RefSeq lists its product as uncharacterized. Lineage: Eukaryota; Viridiplantae; Streptophyta; Magnoliopsida; Cucurbitales; Cucurbitaceae. The record is from RefSeq and is a predicted model, not a curated record.
AUAUAAAUAUAAUUAGAGAAAAGUAGAGCACAAGGAUCUGAAUCUUAAACUACCGAAGCGACUAAGCGAGUUUAACUUCAACUCCACCAUCGAAAAAUCCGAAAAUUGUAUUCUGAAUGGAGAAGGGUAAAGGUUUGAUGGUUGACGGUCGGCGAUGGGCCGUCGAUUUCACCGACAAUUCGUCGUCGAAUUCGACUCGCGAUAUUCCCGAUCCUCCCGGUUUCAACCGUGCUUCUCAAGAUCAGGACGAUUCGACUCUCAGCCGUCAGAAGAAGGACGCCGAAUCCAAUUGGAAGGCACAGAAAGCUUGGGAAGUGGCACAGGCGCCUUUGAAGAAUUUGUUCAUGAUGGGCUUCAUGAUGUGGAUGGCUGGAAGCACUGUUCAUUUAUUUAGCAUUGGUAUCACAUUUUCAGCUCUAUGGCAGCCCAUAAGUGCCCUGCAAGGCGUUGGAAAGGUUUUUGAGCCUUACAAGGACAGUAAAGUAGAUCUUCUUGGACCUAAGUUGCUGUUUAUUGCCCUUAACCUUGGAGGAUUAGCAUUAGGUGUUUGGAAGCUUAACACAUUGGGGCUUUUGCCAACUCAUAUAUCAGACUGGGUUUCAUCUCUGCCACCUGCUCAGGAGGUCGAAUUUUCGGGUGGUGGCUUUCCUCUUCGUUAAGAUGCACACGACUUCCUGUGAAACUAACAGAGGAAAACAUGGAUCUGCCUGUUGACGAUCGAAUUUCGCAAGCAGAUUGCUCGUGUUGUGCAUUAACAUGAUGAUAUCUCUUUGUAUUACGCCUGCAUGGAUUAUAGAUUGUGUUUGAUCAAGAACAAUGUUACAGAUGUGCUGCUGAAGGCACAGCUAUUAUUUUUAUGGUACACACUCAUGUUAUGUUUUUUUUC